This is a messenger RNA of Corticium candelabrum, 402 nucleotides long. RefSeq lists its product as uncharacterized. The record is from RefSeq and is a predicted model, not a curated record. The coding region runs from base 16 to 402 and encodes 128 amino acids. The transcript is spliced from 3 exons. Lineage: Eukaryota; Metazoa; Porifera; Homoscleromorpha; Homosclerophorida; Plakinidae.
UGAAAACGAGAAUUCAUGAGGUCGGCAACUACUUGUGGUUUCACUUUCAUUCUACUUAUCAUCGUUGGGCCAAGCUUAGUCCUAAGCCAUUGGUGCAACGUUACAAAUGAGGAUGCAGUUCAAUAUAUUGUCACUCAAGACGUUCAACGAGUAAUCAAGCUGCUGAGCAACCAUUACGACAGUGGCCGCAAUUAUACGUUAAUAAAGAAGUUGUUGGGAAAUAUCAGUUCAAUUAUGCUGCAUGGUUCGGAUAUGAUCAAGCUACUCCCAAGACAUUCAUACGAAAACUAUUAUAUGUCAGAUCUAAACGCAACAAUUGCCACUUUACGAGAAUGGUAUCUCAUAUCAGACCAAUUUUGGAAAACAUUGCAAAAGAAUGUGACCUCUCUUUCAAAUCGGUAA